AUGAUGAAGAUGAAAACUAGAAGGCAAGUCCGUAUAAAAAAACCAGCCAAAGUUCGAAUCGCUAACGAAGCUGAUAUUAUUAAAAAGCUGGAAAUUUGGUACACGCGAUGGACGAAGAGUAUUGGGCGACCUCUUACUCCCUUAAACUUGAAGAAAAAAACCAUAAUGAUAUUGAAAACGCUCAAAGUUUCUGCAGAUGUCAUAUCUAUAAUCACUCUAGAUUGGAUUAAAAAGUUCAUGAAGAAUCGAGGUAACUUGGAAGGAUACAAUGAUGACGAAACCUAUGCUGGACUAUUAAUUCCUUUUGAUGUCAAUGGUAUUCCUGAUGUUACAUUGGACACCACCGUAAAUCCAGACCGAAAAGUGUGGCUACUAAUGGCCGGCAACAAAAGUGGAAGACACAGGACCAGAGUAUUAGUUAUAGGUAAGAGAUGGAGACCUCCUUGUAUGGAAACUGUGAAUAUGUUGGGGCAACCUGUGGUAUACGCAGGGGGAGGUGAUGGUUUUCCUACACAAGAUUUGUUCAAAUGGUGGUUUGAGACAGAAUUUUGUCCAGCUGCUCUGUCUAUCAAUUCAAAAGCCGUAUUGGUUAUGGAUAAAGCAUCUUUUAUUCCAGAAAAAUGCGAAUAUAACGGAGUUUCUUUACAAAACCAUGACGGAGAUUCAAUUUCUAAAUCUACAUUAUUUAUUGAAUUCAAAGCUACAUACACAGCUCUACUUCUUACUCAGGCGUCUUUAGAUCAACAAUCUGAAAGAUCGAUUCAAAGAUUUUUAGGAAAAUAUACAUUAAAAGACGCGUUCAUUUUAUUACAUAGAGCUUGGUUACAAGUCACCACAGAAUCGUUUUCGACUUGUUGGAAAAAUUGUACAUAUACAUCAGCAAUGAAAGGUAUUAUUUUGGGUGUACAGUGGUUAGCUCAUGAUCUUGGACUGGAAGUAUCAGAUGACGACAUGCUGGUUUGGAUUUUAUCCAAUCCCGUGGAAGUCACUGAGCCGGAAAAUUUAUCUACAGACUCCGAAGACAUUGAAAUUCCACCUUCUGCUACGCAAACCGUGGAUUAUCUAAAAAAGGCGUUAUUGUGGGUCGAGACUCAACCACUUGAACCGUCGUUUGUUAUUGCGAUAAGGGAUUUGAUAACUUAUGCUAAACAGGCAAGCAAGAUUGGUUUAGGACCAGCCCAUCCAUUCUUUUGCCACAACGGCGAGCAGCUGGGUACCCAACCACCACCCGCCCAUAUGGGCAUACCUCCUUACCAACUUGACAAAGCACCCGGACUCCCGAGGCCUUCAAUGUACCCAUUUCCCACAGGCCAGUACCCUUAUCCGUUAUUAAGUCCGGACAUGUCACAAGUUGCAGCCUCAUGGCACACACCGGCCAGUAUGUACCAUCAGAUCUCAUCGGCUGGAACUGGUUUCAGAGGAUCCUACCCACCUUCAUUAGGCACAAGCCUAACUAGUGAGCUGUAUAGGUUUUCACCGACGGGACUGAUGGGUGGUCCAUCACCUCAUCACCAUUUAUCCCACCAUACCCAUCAUUCUCAUCCUGCGAUUGUAACUCCAGGAGUGAGACAAGACCUGCAUACGGAUUCUAAUCACAGGUAUUUUUCAGAAUUUUAUGUUGAUUAA
Molecule: messenger RNA, 1626 nt
Organism: Macrosiphum euphorbiae (potato aphid)
Lineage: Eukaryota; Metazoa; Arthropoda; Insecta; Hemiptera; Aphididae
Source: the annotation of a GenBank genome assembly